This is a messenger RNA of Alternaria rosae, 2772 nucleotides long. RefSeq names its product kinase-like domain-containing protein. The transcript is spliced from 4 exons. The record is from RefSeq and is a predicted model, not a curated record. Lineage: Eukaryota; Fungi; Ascomycota; Dothideomycetes; Pleosporales; Pleosporaceae. Gene Ontology annotation, biological process: protein phosphorylation. Bases 119 to 2353 code for a protein of 744 amino acids. Gene Ontology annotation, molecular function: protein kinase activity; ATP binding.
GCCCAUUGUACAUUACAUACAUCCCUCGCUACCUCCGAGCUCUACUAACCCAGCAGCUUGCUACCCUAUCCUACCCUUAAUAGUUGCAUGUCUUUUGAGCAAUAGCAAUACCUUCACCAUGCCCGAGGAAGAAAAGUACGACGUGCUCGAGAAGAUUGGCCAUGGGUCCUUUGGUAUCAUUCGCAAAGUCAAGCGGAAGUCAGAUGGCUAUAUCCUGUGCCGCAAGGAAAUCAGCUAUCUCAAGAUGUCGCAGAAGGAACGCGAGCAGCUGCAGGCCGAGCUGUCUAUCCUCAAGGAACUCCGACACCCCAACAUCGUCGCCUACUUCGAGCGCGACCACAUCAAGGCAUCGCAAGACCUUCACCUCUACAUGGAGUACUGCGGCAACGGCGACCUUGGACGUGUUAUCCGCGACCUCAAGAAUAAGAACCAGGUGUGCGAGGAGGAGUUCGUCUGGAGCAUCUUCAGCCAAAUCGUCAGCGCCUUGUACCGCUGCCACUACGGUGAAGACCCACCUGCAGCAGGCCGCAACGUCAUGGGACUCGUUGGCAACGCGAAGCCUGCCCGUGACCCGCGCAAGCCCAUGAUCCUCCACAGAGAUCUCAAGCCCGAGAACAUCUUCCUUGGCGAUGACAACAGCGUCAAGCUGGGCGACUUCGGUCUGUCCAAGAUCCUCCAAUCCCACGACUUCGCCUCUACCUAUGUCGGCACGCCGUUCUACAUGUCGCCUGAGAUUUGCAAGGCGGAGCAGUAUGGUCCUCACUCGGAUAUCUGGGCACUCGGGUGCAUCAUAUACGAGAUGUGCACAAAGUCACCACCCUUCAACGCCAAAACACACUUCGAGCUCAUCUCAAAAAUCAAGCUGGGCCGAUACCCCGACAUACCGGCUUGCUACUCGGCAGAGCUCCGAAAGGUCAUUGCGAGCUGCCUGAACACAACGCCCGACAACCGACCAGACACAGCUGCCCUUCUCAACCUGCCAAUCGUCAAGCUUAUGCGCAAAGAGCAGGAAGUCGUCAAGCUGGGACAAGACCUCCGUGAGCAACGUCUGCUGACUGCGAAGCGAGAGAAGGAGGCAAGCGAAGCCAUUUCACGGAUACGCAAAGAAUUGGAUGACCAAUUACGACGAGAGUGGGAAGUCAAAGCACAGUUGGAGAUUGAGCGACAAGUGAAGCUGCAAACGGAACAACGAGUACAAAAAGAGCUGGCUCAUCUCCAGGCGACCUUCGAGGGAGAAGUCAACAGACGGGUAGAGCGCGCGCUGAAGAUGUACCCCAACCGUCUGAGCACAUCACCAAAGCUGGCUCCUCGGUCGAACACGCCCACUAUGGCGGCAACAGAACCAACUUCUGCCUUAUUUUCAGCAGAGUCCGAUGGUGCCGUUAAGAACGCUUCGCAAAACACCCUCAACACAGACUCCGAUUUCGCGAGCGGAACAGACUUAUCGUCCCUUUCUCUGGACGACCACGCCGAAGAGGUCACCAUCGCAGCUAAGCCAAAAGCAAAGCGACCGUCUCGCGGUCCCCUAGUUCGCGCCCGCACAAUGUUCUCCCAACCUUCCACGACACAAGCACCCGACUCUCCCAUGGAUGUUCAGAUGGCUGAGCCAUCGCCGGCACCUGCUUCACUCAAGGGACUUUCGCUUUCCCCUCGUCGCAACCAGCAACCCAAGCAAAACAUCUUCGCUGCUGCCAAGGAAGGCGCGAAGAAGUGGGAAGCUGACGUUCCCCCGUCGCCGACGGAGGCAGAGUGGAACGCCGACUUCGACGAUGAUGACGAUCUUCCUGUUCUGCCAUCGCCUACCCGCGCACGAAGCGCCUCUGGGGGUCGUCCUAUGAGUGAGGACCCCUUCAAGGUGCUCGCAAACGCCCAAGCACCACUGUUGAAGGCCAAUGCUCGAUUGGGAAGCACACCAAACCUCCUGGGUCCCAGGACCACGAAGCCUCGUCCUGUUUCCGCGGUACCCAUCGUCGCGGCGUCGCCUUCUCGAUCAAAGGCCAAGUCCACCGAUACCGCAUCAACAUCGCCGCGCAAGACAGGCGCGACCACGAAGUCCAUUCCAUUCGCUGGACUCCCAUCAAAGAAGGGCAACGAGGCAUUCCGCGUCCAAGCGAUGCGCAACAACGGCGGAGUUCAGGGCCGCACACUAGUCGAACUUCAACAAGCGCGCGGUAUCCCUGUGCACACUAUGAGUGAAGACGAGGGAGGCGCGAAGAAGAACUUCGGAUACAACGGCCGAAGGAGUCCCGUCAAGCGAACUGGCGGUAUCAGCCCACCUGCAGUGUGGGACCCAGAGACCGAACCGGAGAUGCCAUCCCCCUUCAUCCAACGCAGCAAGCGCAUGGUCCGGUAGGACGGACGAUGCGUAACAGCCCCGGAACGAUUACGACAUAUACAACAACGACACGACGAAGGGUAAAUAAUGGGGUGUUUGGACACAUAGCAUCCCACGGCGUUGGCGUGACGAAAGGACGGAGGGCAAAUACCAUUUCCUUUGUCUCAUCAAACGGAGUGGUGUCUGGCGUUGAAGGAUUGUGGAUUGAAAGCGAGCGUUUGCCUCGCGUCCCUUCUACCAUCUCUUCCCUUUGUCAUCAUCAUUGCAUCUGCGCUUGGUUUUACUCACAUUUUCCACGAACGCAUACUAGCAUCUUUUUGGCGAUAUUUGUGGGUUGGGUUUGGAUAGGCGUUUGAGGCGUUGCACCGUCAUGAGACGAGUUGCAUCUGUACUCUUAUUUAUUGCGACGAAUGUUACUACUACCAUACUUCACGUUA